Messenger RNA from Heterobilharzia americana, 879 nucleotides. NCBI's taxonomy places the organism in Eukaryota, Metazoa, Platyhelminthes, Trematoda, Strigeidida, Schistosomatidae. The record is from the annotation of a GenBank genome assembly.
AUGUCUCCUUCAGCGAAUCUUUUAUCAAGAUGCUUUCGUUUAAUAAAUAUUAUUUUACUGACAACCGUUUCAGUGAUUGCCGCCAUCUUGACUGUAUGCAUCAUAAAUAAUUUGGUGAAUAUUUACACUUAUCGAAGAACUAUUCAUUCACCAGGCCGCUUGAUAUAUGAAGAAAUUGGAAGUAUAUUGAACACACAAUCUGUUUAUUUAAUUCAAUUAAAUCUAACAAAUCAUCGUAAUCAGCAAUUAUUGAUACGUCUCAUCCCACUUGAAGGGGAUCCAGAUGUGUAUAUAGUUGGAUUCGAUACUAUUCAACAGUGGAUUACAGAGAAUAAUUUAACAUGGGAUCAAUCUUAUAUCCAUAUGAAUAAAACAGAAACUUUUACUCGAUUAGUGGACAGUUCAAUUGUGGCUCAGUCAGUAAGUAAUGGUAUUGAAGAAAUAUAUAUCCCAGAUGAAUUUACCAUCACUGAUAAUACUACUACAAAAAUACCUUUGUUAUUAGUAGUUCAUGCUAUUCCUAAUCCUUCUGCACAAUGUACUUUCAGUAUACAAAUAUAUGAAUUAAAAUCUACAAUGACUAGUUACCUUAAGGCUGAGAUCGAUGCAAAUAUCAACACACUAACUUAUGAACAAUUAACAAUCAAAUUAAAUACUAUUGAUGAGACUUUUUAUCAAUAUCAUUAUCAUAAUAACCAACAUAACCAUCAAUUUGUCUGUGAUGAAGAAUUAUUGUCAAGAAAAGAACAAUCAUCAAUUGAGUCAGAAAACAAGCGCAAAUUUUUCACUUUAACAAUUGAAAACUAUGCUUAUUUGGGAAUAGAAUUAUUCUCAUUUAUUUUUGAUAUAAUUUUAGAGAUUUUAUUGAAUCUUUUAUAA